UCUUUACAUUGAAAAAGGUCAUGUCCAAAUUUUUACGAAACAUAUAGCGAAAAAAUUCCCAGUCAGCACUCAACAAUAUCAUACGUUCGUCGCGAUGACCUCAAAUAGAAUUCACGCGACAUGGGAUCCCUAUAAAAAUGAAAUUCGAUUGAACGAGCCUCAAUCGAAGUUUCUAAAUUAUGAAGGAAACAACAAUGAAGUUCAACACGUGCCUCUUGUUCGUUUUGGUGGGUGUCACUUUAAUCCACGCCGGACCAGCACGCAAGGCCAUUGAGAAGAAAUCACUGGCAGAAGAUACGAAGAUAGAGACCACCAAGGAAGACCUGAAAAUUGAAGAAAAUGAUGAACAGAAGGGUAGGACGAAGAAAGCUGCAUUCUGUCUACAAAUAGAUCCAACAUCACCGCAGAUUGCUUUGAGCGAUAAUCUUGUUCAGAAUAUUCCACUGACGGUGCAGGCUCAGUCCGUUCCUCAGCCAUUCCAAGCUCUGAACUACAUUCAACCUGCUCCUCAAAAUUUACCUCAAGCGAAUAUAGUCGUUCCUCAACAAAUGAUCCAGCCAACUUUCCAAUCUCUACCUCAAAUGGUCCUUCCUCAGCCAAUGAUCCAACCGAUUCACACUGUACAAAUUGUUCAACCUUCUUCUCAACCGUGUUCUGCAAGCCAGUCUACCCAACAGACUGAAGUCCCCCAGACAGUUCCAAAGCCAGAACCAACUCCAUCACCUGAAAUAGAAGUUGAAACUGUCACAGAGAAGUCAAAACCUAUGCGUAUUGAGAAGUAUCCACAACCUUUACCAGUACUCCAGGAAACUUACACUGUGGUGCCUUACGUCCCUACAUAUCAAGAACAGUUGAUGUUUAUCUCUGAACCUGAACAUGCCACUUAUGUUCAAGUUCCUUACACUCAUCUCCAUGGACCACUGACUGAGUGUACUUGUCAGAACAUUGAACCAAUGGCUAUGAACAUGAUGCCAAUGCCUAUCAUGCCCUAUACAUCAACGUUUCAACAUAGAUCAUCUUUAAUGAUGCCUCAUAUUCAUGGAAGUAAUGUAAAAACAGCACUACAAGGUAAAACAAGAACUGUUAUCAACAUGAAUGUUCCACCUUAUGGUUACGAUCAUCAUCUUCACGGAGCUCUAAACUUUAGAGGAAUACACCAUAUGCAUCCAGAGAUUUCUCUAGCAAGGAAACACGAUCUUCUUGGCAGUCCAGUUGCUUCUGAAACACAUGAUCUGCUACAGAUCAAUAAAACACCCCGUGAAGCUGAUUCCAGUCACUUGUUACCAGAAAAGGAAGCAGAGACCAAGCAGGAAGAAGGCAAAGCUAUGUUGAUCGACGGUCGACGCAAUGCAAGAAGUAGCAAAGAGGACACAAAGAAGCAGGAAAAGCAAAUAAUUAGAACUUAAAACAUUUAUACAGGAUGUAAACAAAUUCAUUGUAUUUUUUAUUUUUAUAUCUUUCAAAUCUUCAAUCUAUAUGUGUGAAAGUAUAUAAUUAAUA
This is a messenger RNA of Bombus impatiens (common eastern bumble bee), 1500 nucleotides long. RefSeq lists its product as uncharacterized. The record is from RefSeq and is a predicted model, not a curated record. The transcript is spliced from 2 exons. The coding region runs from base 180 to 1406 and encodes 408 amino acids. Lineage: Eukaryota; Metazoa; Arthropoda; Insecta; Hymenoptera; Apidae.